Aspergillus japonicus CBS 114.51 is the source of this 1782-nucleotide messenger RNA. RefSeq names its product MFS transporter. Gene Ontology annotation, biological process: transmembrane transport. The record is from RefSeq and is a predicted model, not a curated record. Gene Ontology annotation, molecular function: transmembrane transporter activity. NCBI's taxonomy places the organism in Eukaryota, Fungi, Ascomycota, Eurotiomycetes, Eurotiales, Aspergillaceae. The transcript has 3 exons. Bases 1 to 1782 code for a protein of 593 amino acids.
AUGUCCAAACUCGCUGCACCAUCCGAGUCGAGUAGAUCUACGCGGUCGAGAUCCUCGUCCUCCUCGUCCAGCACCGAGCCAGGCACCCAGUCACAGCGUCCAUAUAGGCUUGGGUCUUUCCGGCGGUCUAGCUCCCGGCACAGCACGGCACAGAUUGACAGGGUUCAUUCGGGAAAACAUCUGGAUGAUCAGUCCGUGUAUCACAGUGACCAUGCGCUAGAGACGGACUCUGAUGAAGAUGGGGAGAAGAGCGCCGAUCCAGUUGUGGAAGUUCGCGGUGGGAUUGUGAAUGAGCGAGAUCGCGAUCUGGAAGCCGCUGGCCCGCCGCCGGCGCCGGCGCUGGAGAAAUCCAGGACGGCACGCUCUGAAAAUGAUCCUAAGCUGGUGACCUGGAAUGGUCCCGACGACCCUGACAAUCCGAAGAACUGGCCAAUGAAGAAGAAGUGGGCGGCCGUGGUCACGGUAUCAUGCUUCACUUUCAUCUCGCCGGUGUCGUCGUCGAUGGUGGCACCCGCGUUGACGGCGAUCGGGUCGGAUUUUCAUAUCACGGACGAGGUGACCCUCAGCAUGACGUUGUCGGUGUUUGUGCUGGCGUACGCGGUCGGCCCGCUGUUCCUGGGUCCGCUGUCGGAGAUCUAUGGGCGGGUGAUUGUGCUGCAACUCGCCAACCUGUUUUACCUCGUCUUCAACAUCUGCUGCGGCUUCUCGAGAAACAAGGCCCAGAUGAUUGUCUUCCGAUUUUUGGCCGGCCUGGGCGGAAGUGCCCCUUUGGCAAUUGGCGGUGGUGUACUCUCCGACUGCUUUAAACCCGAAGAGCGAGGCAAAAGUGUUGCUAUCUACAGUCUGGCUCCACUCCUCGGUCCAGCCGUCGGCCCCAUUGCAGGUGGAUUCAUCGCCGAAAACACCACAUGGCGCUGGGUGUUCUACGCAACCUCCAUCUCUGACGCCAUGAUACAAAUUGCCGGUCUAUUCUUUCUCCGCGAGACCUACGCCCCGGUGAUUCUACGCAAACGCGCCCAACGUUUGCGUAAAGAGACCUCCGACGAAGCCUACCAGACAGAACACGAACGCGCCAACCGCACGCUCGGCGAAGUGAUGCGGAGCGCUUUGAUGCGUCCGUUCCGACUCCUGGGUACGCAGCCCAUCGUGCAAUUGCUGGCUCUGUACCUGGCCUACAUCUACGGAACCAUGUACCUCGUGCUCGCGACGUUCCCGACUCUGUGGACCAGCCCGGAGUACUACCACGAAUCCACCGGCAUCGGCGGGCUGAACUACAUCUCGCUCGGCUUGGGCUUCUGGCUGGGCUCGCAGCUCUGCGCCCCGCUCAACGACCGCAUCUACCGCCGCCUCAAAGCCCGCAGCGGCGGCGUCGGGCAGCCCGAAUUCCGCGUCCCGCUGCUGUACCUCGGCGCCGUGCUCGUCCCCGCCGGGCUGUUCAUCUACGGCUGGACGGCCGAGACGCACCGCCACUGGAUCGCGCCCAACAUCGGCGCGAUGCUGUACGGGCUGGGCAACAUCAUCACCUUCCAGUGCGUGCAGACCUACAUCGUCGACUCGUACACGCGCUUCGCGGCCAGUGCCCUGGCCGCCGUGGCCUGCAUGCGCUCGCUCGCCGGCUUCGGGUUCCCACUGUUUGCGAGCUACAUGUACCAGGCGCUCGGGUAUGGGUGGGGCAAUAGCCUGCUGGCGUUUGUGUCGAUCGGGCUGGGGAUCCCUGCCCCGCUUUUGUUGUGGCGGUUCGGGGAGCGGCUGCGGAAGAUGAGUCCUUAUGCGGCUGGGUGA